AUGUUUUUGCCAACUAAAAGUGCUGCGAAGGUACCCAAGUCCGUGAUAGUAACUUUGAGUUUCUUGAAGGUUGGCGCAUCUAGUUGGAUCCUAAUAUAUGUUGCUUUCGCUCUUGGCAACCUCAAAUGGAAAUCACAUUUAGCCUUAGGUCCUCGGGAACGCGAGAGUUAUCUUUCUCCCCAAACCAACCACUUCGACUACUGGCAGCGCGCACCGCCUGAAAUUAUAGACUGA
Molecule: messenger RNA, 234 nt
Organism: Lindgomyces ingoldianus
Lineage: Eukaryota; Fungi; Ascomycota; Dothideomycetes; Pleosporales; Lindgomycetaceae
Exons: 4
Coding region: 1-234 (77 amino acids)
Source: RefSeq, a predicted model, not a curated record